CCAGGCCAGACUGCUGAGCUGUUUCUAUGGUGCUACAUCAGAGGCUCAGGAGUCAUUCCACUCAGCCAAUCAGAUGGCUUGUGGCUUGCAGGGGCUCAGUGUGGGCUGUGGCAGCUAAAAGAGAGAGUUUUUGAAGUUACUUUUGCUGUGGUUUGGAGUUAGUUCAGGGAGGACAACGUUCCUGGAAGAGAAUAGGAGACAGAGUAAAGGACUGGGAACACUCUUCAUUUUCAAUGGAAUGAGGGCUGGUUCUGUUAGUUGCAGUCUCCUCUAGGAGUUUUUGUUUCUGACAUUGUGCCUUUGAAGCCACGGCAUUGUUGUAAACCACUUUCUUCAUGUUUUAUGGGUAAGUGGUGAGCAAACGAAGAGGUUGAAUCCAUCCUGAAAACAGGGCCAAAAAGGACUCUUAGUUUUUGGCAUCUGCUCGGAGCAGGACUUUCAGUAGUUUUCAGUAGUUCUGAAAGGCACGGAGAAAAACUUCUGCUGCCAUGGCAGAUCAUGUUAUUGAGGAGUCCGAAAACUACACUGGCAAAGAUGAGCUGGACUGGGGCUAUGAAGAAGGCGUUGAGUGGGGUCUUCUGUUUCCUGAGGCAAAUGGAGAGUACCAGUCCCCCAUAAACCUGAAUUCUAGAGAGGCACAAUAUGACCCUCGGCUCCUGGAAGUGGGGCUUAACCCUAACUAUGUAGUUUGCAGGGACUGUGAGGUCAUCAAUGAGGGUCACACUGUGAGGAUCAUUCUCAAGUCCAAAUCAGUUGUUACUGGUGGCCCUCUGCCCAGAGACCAUGAGUAUGAAUUGAGCGAGGUGCGCUUCCACUGGGGAAAAGAGAACCAGAGGGGUUCUGAACACACUGUAAACUUCAAGGCCUUUCCUAUGGAGCUUCAUCUAAUCCACUGGAACUCUACAUUAUUCAGCAGCAUGGAGGAGGCCAUGGGCAAGAAAAAUGGCAUACUCAUCAUUGCCCUAUUUGUGCAGAUAGGGAAGGAACAUCUUGGGCUGAAGGCCAUCACAGACGUCCUGCAAGAUCUGCAGUAUAAGGGGAAGACAAAAAUAAUUCCAUGUUUCAACCCGAACACAUUAUUACCUGAUCCUCUCCUAAGAGAUUAUUGGGUGUAUGAGGGCUCUUUAACCACACCGCCUUGUAGUGAGAAUGUCAUCUGGAUUCUCUACCGUUACCCACUAACCAUCUCUCAAAUGCAGAUUGAGGAGUUCCGUCGGCUCAGGUCUCACAUUAAAGGAGCAGAGCUUCUGGAAGGGAAUGAUGGGAUGCUGGGAGACAACUUUAGACCCACCCAGCCCCUGAGCGACAGGGUGGUCAGGGCAGCAUUCCAGUAGAACCUCCACAGCAGGAUCCGUUUUAAUCUGGCAGGGAGACAAGAAAUGAAGACAUUGAAAGGAAGGCCCAAGAACAUCCUGGCUUAAAACUGGAGUAUGUAAAUUCUGCGACACUAGCGCCACUGACCGGAAUUGCAAAAAUAAACAUUGUUUUUAAAACAGAUAUCUGAAUACUCUGCUUGCCUGCAGUUGUUCAAACAGUCAGAUAGUCCCGCCCCCAACUCAUGCCACUGAGUGCUUGUAGCAUGUCUGUGGUCCUAUAAAUGUGGCUUUAUAGGAAUAUCUCCUUACACAGUACAAUAUAUAUGACUGACCAACGUUGAAUGAACUCAUUUUACGAGUUCACAUGUUCAUCCUUUAGAGUGGUAAGGGUAAACAGAUUCAGUUAAUAAUGGAGGGACUUAAGCACAAGACUCGAGUUACCCCCCUGAACUUCUUCAUUAAUUUAAGUUAUGUAAUAUAAAGUAGAUAUGUUACAAAUAAAGGUGGAGUUUGUGUGGUGUAAGGAUGCCAGAGGAAUUGACUCGUUGGCAUUACACAAUUGUUUGGCAAAUACUUUUAUCCAAAGAAACUAACAAUGCAUUCAAGGUUUACAUUUUUAUUUAUAUGUGUAUUUCCUGGGAUAUGAACCCAUGGCCUUUGUGUUGCUAGCACAAUACUCUACCAGUUGAGCUACAUCUAUUAAUUUAAGGGAAAGGUAAGCUGCCUCUUAUACAGUAUAUCCUUGUGUUGUGAUUGACAAGACUAAACAAGCUUCUCCCAAACUUUUGUUUAAAACUCCUUUUCCAUACAAAGUUUUUCUUUUUACAUAAUUUUUGAUACACUAAUAGAGGAUCAUUCAUUAAUCAUGAAGAGAAUCUGUUUAGUGAUAUAAAAAAGACAAUCAGUUUAGUCAUAUCUGAGGAUUAAAAAAUCAACCAUACAUUUGACACAAUAAAGGCUUUCUUGCACAUCAGUUCUAGCAUCGAAAUAAAUGCUGUUGAAUCGAUAGAACUGCAAUUGAUCACAGCUCCAAUGAUUGGUUACAUGGAUGUAUUUUUUCUUUAUCAACUUCAUAAUUAAUGAAUAUGAAGGACUGUAGGUAUAUGAGCAUUUGUUUAAAUGUAAUAUUUGUUUUAGAUUUGUGUUGAUGGUCUGUAGUCUGUGUGGAGAUAUCUGUUACCACUCACAUCUGCUUUUAGCACAGCAGGUGGCAUCUAGAGCCACAGUUUAAUAGAUAAAUGGUCUUUUGUUCUUUCAUCAUCUUGCUUUUUGCAGAACUCUUUAGCAAGACCAUAGAUCUCUUUUACUCCCCUUUAAAAGGAAACAUGAUUCUUUGACAGAUAUGUGUGUCUGUAUCAGUGGCAUAGCCAGAAACAAGACUUUGGGCAUGCCAAGAGAAAACUGGGUGUGCAAGAACUAAAGCACAAUUAAGUGAAAUAUAAUAAAAUGACAAUUAACAACUAUUGCAUCAGUUUCUUUUUGGCUAUAUAUAUAUAUAUAUAUAUAUAUAUAUAUAUAUAUAUAUAUAUAUAUAUAUAUAUAUAUAUAUAUAUAUAUAUUAAAUCUCUGUGUAGUUUAAAUGACUGAAAAUAAAUUAAAUGGUGUAAGUUGCCCUGUU
This is a messenger RNA of Myxocyprinus asiaticus (Chinese sucker), 2934 nucleotides long. RefSeq names its product carbonic anhydrase-related protein-like. Bases 489 to 1334 code for a protein of 281 amino acids. Lineage: Eukaryota; Metazoa; Chordata; Actinopteri; Cypriniformes; Catostomidae. The record is from RefSeq and is a predicted model, not a curated record. The transcript has 9 exons. Gene Ontology annotation, molecular function: carbonate dehydratase activity; zinc ion binding.